Messenger RNA from Synchiropus splendidus (mandarinfish), 2912 nucleotides. It is a transcript of the gene ak7b, whose product is annotated as adenylate kinase 7b. Lineage: Eukaryota; Metazoa; Chordata; Actinopteri; Syngnathiformes; Callionymidae. Bases 65 to 2200 code for a protein of 711 amino acids. Gene Ontology annotation, molecular function: ATP binding; AMP kinase activity. Gene Ontology annotation, cellular component: cytoplasm. The record is from RefSeq and is a predicted model, not a curated record. The transcript is spliced from 18 exons. Gene Ontology annotation, biological process: nucleobase-containing compound metabolic process.
UCAGCAGUACGAUUAUUUAAAGGGAAAUAUUCAUAACACACAAUGAUAUCAAUGCUGCUACAUAAUGUCUUACUUCAACGACCCGAAAAAAGACAAAAUCAAAAGAACAUUGAAACAAGUUUUCAUCAACGAUGUGGACUUGUACUCUUCCAAGUGGAUUUCAAAGUUUCUGUCUGAACGUCUAAUCGGAGGGAAUUCGGAAACCAUCGAGGAUGAUGUUGAGAAAGAAGUUGAGGACAGAAAAGACGAGGAAAGAGAAAGAGGGAGCUCCUUCCUGAAUUCAUCCCCAGCGUUCCAUGUGGUGGGGACAGUCCAAGAAGAGAUAACGGAAACCACAUGGGUGAAAGAACAAUACUUUCAACUCAGCAGGGAACAACUUCUUCUCAAAUUGAUGAAGUGUGAUGUUAUCAUCUAUAAUGUCACCCAGCAUCCCAAACAAUUGGAAGAAGCCUCUUGGGCUCUUGGAGCGCUCCAUCACAGCAUGGCUGACUUUACCAAAACCAAGACAUACAUCCUCAUCUCCACUGUAAUGACCUGGGCCGAUAGCAAACCUGAUCGACAUGAUGAUGAGGACCUUCCUUUCACAGAUGCAAAUUUUAGGACAAGAAGAGCACAUCCGAACUUCAGAAAACAUAUUGACCUUGAGAAGAAGGUUGUGAAACUGGGCAAAACUAACAAAACCAUGUUCCCAACAUAUGUUGUGGUGUCUGGUCUUCAAUAUGGGAUGGGAGAGCAGAUCUUCCAUAUCUUCUUCAAGAUGUCUUGGUUGGGACUGGAAAGUGAAAUUCCUGUCUACGGCGAUGGCAGCAACUUCGUCCCCACGAUCCAUGUCAACGCUCUGGCCAGCAUCAUCCAUAACCUGAUUGAUUGUCCACCUCAACCGUAUUACCUGAUCGCUGUGGACACGGCAAACAACAACAUGGAAGAGAUUGUGAAGGCGGUUGCAUCUGUACUUGGACCUGGGAAGAUUACUCAGAGGCCAUUUGAGGACAUUUACCUGGACCAAGACUUGAGUAUGAUGGAAAUUGACUCUCUUCGCGUCAAUCUUCAUAUGGAGGCGGUUUGUCUCAGGGAAUGGUUCACCAGUGUUCAAUGGGUGUGUGAGUCUGGUCUGGUGGAGAACAUGGAGUUCGUGGUUGAGGAGUAUCGCCAGACCCGAGGAUUGUUGCCCAUCCGCCUGUGUGUCAUCGGACCUCCUGCCGUAGGAAAGACCACUGUCUCCAAAAAGAUCUGUGAGCACUACAGAUUGCAUCACAUCACUGUGACGGAAACCAUCUCAGAAGCUCUAGCACAACUGGAGGACGCCACGCAGAAUGAAGACUCCGACGAAGAGAGUGAGGAUGCUGCUAUGGAAGAGAGGAAGCUGCUCAAGGAAGAUAUGGCACAGAAUGGAGGCUAUUUGAGUGAGCAUCUUUUAGUUAAACUGAUGAAGAACAAGCUGCUCUCCAAUCCGUGCAAAAAUCAGGGCUUUGUCCUCGAUGGCUUCCCAAUGACGUUCCCACAAGCCCGCGAGACUUUCUUUGCUGAGGACCAUGAGUCAGAAGAUGAAGCGACUCAUAUUUUCUCGCCCAGCAAAAAUAUAAUGCCAGAAUUCGUGUUGUACUUGGAGGCCUCCGACACAUUUCUGAGGGAUCGAGUGAUAAACCUUUCAGAGAAACUGGCACAAGAACACAACUACCAGGAAGAGUGCUUUCUCCAGAGCCUUGCCAAAUACAGGCAGAAGAACAUGGAAGACGAGACCGUUGUCAAUUACUUCGAUGAGUUGGAAAUCCCCACUCAAUACUUAACAAUUAGCUGUGAAACUGACGACCGCUUCCUCAUCCAGAAGAUCUUCGAUACGGUGGGAGUUCCCAGAAAUUAUGGGCGGGGCACACAGGAAGUGCAGGUGCAGGAGAGGAGGCAAUGUGCAGACCGGAUGAGGAGAGAGCACCAGCAGAGAGAAGACGAAGAGAUGAAGGAGAUUGAAGAGGCCAGGCAGAGGACUGCACGGUGGGAGAAGUGGACUGCAGCUUUAAGAGAGGUGAAGGACCAGGAGGAGGAGCUGCUGGAGGCCCACUCCGUCCCUCUGAGGAACUACUUGAUGAAGCAUGUGAUGCCACCGCUCACUGUGGGACUGAUAGAAUGUUGUUCCAAUCAACCACAGGAUCCUGUGGACUUUCUGGCGGAGUAUUUGAUAAAGAACAACCCAGUCACAUACUGAGCUACAAGUUGGCUUCGGAUGACUGUGGUGACCACUGUGCAAAAAGGUCUUGAUGGCGGGAUUGAUUCACAAGCCAGCAGUUUUUCUAAUAGUGGAACAACAUGUGCAAGAGAAUGACUCUCAGCUGGCUUGUCAGCCACUCUCACUUGUGGUGAAUCUGGACUCUGUGCAGACUGAACUUGGCUGCAACACUGACUGUGUCUGAACCCGCUGUCUGCAUUGUACCACGCUACAAAACAUGCCAGAGUGAGGGAAAUAUUGAAGAUCAAGAAGUUAAAGGGCAUCACUUGGGACGAAGAUAUACAAAAACCAUGAAUCUGAAACUUAAAAAAAACAUACAAACUGGACUGUUUUUCCACAGAUAAAAAUAUAAAGCAUAGCAUGCAGAAAGAUAAUACAAAAAUAAAUCGUCAUUGAAGGAGAAAACGUUUUUGGAUAAAAGCAAAAUGCAAUGUUACGAUGAAAUAAAGAGACCGUUUUUUUUUUCAUUCCAUCAUUUUAUUGUUUUCUCCCUAAUCACUUUUUUAUUCAUUGGCCAGGUAAAGAAGUCUCGUGAGACGGCUCACAAGAACCUGAAAGAAGAUUUAAAAAAAAAUAUGAGCUACAAAAAUUUGGCGUGAAUUAAGAAAAAAAGGGAAGAAAAUAGGUCAUAAAAUAAAAUUUAUACAUGGGUCACAUGAAGAAUAAGUAGUGUCUUUUUUGUACACAUCUG